ACACCACUGCACAAAAUGCUUUUCCUCCCAGCUGCUGCUCUGUGCUGUCUGUGUUCAGCGCUGGUUGCCAUGGCAGCAGAGCAGCUGAUUCAGGAUGAUUUAACAUUGACCAGGAGAGUUGGUGAAAACGUCUCCUUCACCUGUCGCACUGACCUGUGUGACUACAAUGCUGUACUCUGGUUCCAGAAGAGAGACACAGAAACAUUCACACUGAUUCUGUAUAUUAAUAGGAAUAGUGGUUACAUACUGAAGGACAGUUACAAUCAUCCUCAGAAAGAUGAUUUCUCAGCUGUGUAUGAACAGAACGUCUGUGAGUUGCAGAUCCAGACAGUUAAACUCAGUCAUUCAGCCACCUACUACUGCUUGUGUGGUAAAUAUGCUCCCCACAGUGAAGGGUACGGGAUCUUUGGCUCAGGAACUAAACUGUUUGUAACAGAUGAGCAGGUAGUGAAGCCCGUGGUGAGCGUGUACCCAGCAGCAUCCAGAGCCCACCUGGAGGGGAAGAGCUCCCUGCUGUGUCUGGCCUCAGCCAUGUUUCCUCCUCUGGUCCGCUUCUCCUGGAAAAGACAAGAGGAGAAUGGACCUCUGCUCCCUGCUGAGGGAGAGCAGCUGGAGCUCAGAGAGUCGGGACGCACCGCCGCCAUCUUGCUGAUCCGUCAAAAAGAGAUCGGUACAUAUAAAUACCGCUGCUCCGUCCAGCACCAGGGGGGCACAGUGGAGGCCCAAACACAACAAGAGGUUUCUACUCUUCUACCAGAUGUUGUUUCUGUCCAGUCUCAGUGCAGGGUGAAGCUGCUCUGUGUGCUGUACACAGUGCUGAUAGUGAAGAGUCUGGUGUACUGCUGUGGACUCUCUCUGCUGAUGAUCCUCAGAAACAAGGGACCGUCCACCAACUGCACACAUGCUGACUGACUGUUUUCUGCUCGCCUUUUCUCACCAUCAAAUCUCAUCAAUUCAUCUCAUUUAUCACUUUGAUCAGUCUUCACAAAUAUCACUUAUGACGUCUUGUGCUUGGUUGUAAAUU
Epinephelus fuscoguttatus (brown-marbled grouper) is the source of this 1024-nucleotide messenger RNA. Its product is annotated as immunoglobulin lambda-1 light chain-like. The transcript is spliced from 5 exons. Bases 16 to 912 code for a protein of 298 amino acids. The record is from RefSeq and is a predicted model, not a curated record. Lineage: Eukaryota; Metazoa; Chordata; Actinopteri; Perciformes; Serranidae.